Messenger RNA from Hansenula ciferrii, 645 nucleotides. It is a transcript of the gene YAF9, whose product is annotated as YEATS domain-containing protein YAF9. The coding region runs from base 1 to 645 and encodes 214 amino acids. Gene Ontology annotation, biological process: regulation of DNA-templated transcription. The transcript has 2 exons. NCBI's taxonomy places the organism in Eukaryota, Fungi, Ascomycota, Saccharomycetes, Phaffomycetales, Wickerhamomycetaceae. The record is from RefSeq and is a predicted model, not a curated record.
AUGGCACCAGCAAGCAACAAGAGGAUAAAGACACUUUCGAUAAGUCGUCCUAUAAUAUAUGGAAACACAGCAGAACCAUUUGGUGAAAAAAGACCUCCAAAUUGUCCAGAUGAACACACACAUAACUGGACAGUCUUUGUAAGAGGACCAAAUGGGGAAGAUUUAUCAUAUUUUAUUAAAAAAGUAGUGUUCAAAUUACAUGAUACUUAUAAUAAUCCAACAAGAUCAAUUGAAUCACCACCUUUCCAAGUUACAGAAACUGGUUGGGGUGAAUUUGAAAUUGGUAUCAAGAUAUAUUUUGUUAAUGAAGCUAAUGAGAAAAACAUUUCAUUAUAUCAUCAUUUAAGACUUCAUCCAUAUGGAUUCCCACCAGAUGCUGUACUGACUGAUAAAGAUAGAAAUGUUAGAAGUGUACAAUAUGAUGAAAUUGUAUUUAAUGAACCAACUGAACAAUUAUUUGAAAUCAUGACACAAAAACCUGGUAAUAGACUACCCGAAUUGAAAAAACAAUCUGAAUUUAGUAGAGAAGUUGAGUACGAAGAAAUUGCAAGAUUAGAAAAUGGUAUAAAACAAGUUAAUGGUGAGAUUGACAUUUUGAAAGAACAAAUUCAGGAUUUUCAAAACUUAAAAUCUGAAAAGGCAUAA